Molecule: messenger RNA, 916 nt
Organism: Manis javanica (Malayan pangolin)
Lineage: Eukaryota; Metazoa; Chordata; Mammalia; Pholidota; Manidae
Gene: BLOC1S1
Product: biogenesis of lysosomal organelles complex 1 subunit 1
Biological process (GO): endosomal transport
Cellular component (GO): BLOC-1 complex
Source: RefSeq, a predicted model, not a curated record
GGCGGGGGUGGUGAGAAGAGAAAGGGCUGUAAGGCAGUCACGCAUUCCCUCCGAGAGGGAGGGAGCUGAGAAUCGACCGAGAAGCGGCCGUGACAACCCAUAGAAAAAGGAAAAGCCGCUGCUCACCCCACCCCCAAGCAGUGCUCAGAAGGCCGGCGACACCACCUUACCCCGAGCCUGACAUCCAAAGACUCAAACUGGCUCUGCGAUACUGGAACUACCACCACCUCCCCCAAUACCCACCAAAAAAGUGCACCCAAAACAAAGACGGGUACCCACCAGCCCCAGCCCGCCACCGCUCCCCUGCCUGGGCCGAGCUCCGCAAGGACCAGCCCCGGUUUAAAAGGGGGCACGUGACCCUGUGCUCACGUGACCCUGCCGGCGCGAGCGGAGGUGCAAAUCCCCGCUCCCGGGGUCGAAGGGCCGGAUGUGCGCAGCCCUCCGCAGCCAUGCUCUCCCGCUUGCUGAAAGACCACCAGGCCAAGCAGAACGAGCGCAAGGAGCUGCAGGAGAAGAGGAGGCGAGAGGCUAUCACUGCAGCGACCUGCCUGACAGAAGCUUUGGUGGAUCACCUCAAUGUGGGUGUGGCCCAGGCCUAUAUGAACCAGAGGAAGCUGGACCAUGAGGUGAAGACCCUGCAGGUCCAGGCUGCCCAGUUUGCAAAGCAGACAGGCCAGUGGAUUGGGAUGGUGGAGAACUUCAACCAGGCACUCAAGGAAAUCGGGGAUGUUGAGAACUGGGCUCGGAGCAUUGAGCUGGACAUGCGCACCAUUGCCACCGCACUGGAAUAUGUCUACAAAGGGCAGCUGCAGUCUGCUCCCUCCUAACCCCUCUGCCCUCACCCCCACACCACUCCUACGUCACCCAUGGGAGCAGGAGGGAGUCUGACAGGCCAUGAAUAAAACACAAGCCUCCA